AAUUUAACCUCCCCUUUUAGCUCUCUACUUACACUGGGCGGUCAAAUUUGCGUUAGAAAAGAACAGGAAAAACCCAAAUCCAAACCCAGACACAAAUCCAAACGAGAAAACAAGAGCAAUGGAAGAAUCGGAGAAAACGGUGGCGCUGAAGAACGCAUACGCGGAGAUCAUACUGAAUACGGCUAAAGAGGCAGCGGCCAGAGUAAUGGCGUCGGAGCAGAAAGCAGUUCGCUUCCAGCAGGAUCUGAGUGGCACCAAAGAGGAGGCCCUUCGCUUGCUUGUACGCUUGAAGCAGAUGAUCGAUGCUAAGACCACUGAAACAGAGACGACAUCUUUGAACCAGCAAAGGAGAAUUGAUGAGCUUGAAGCACAGCUUCAUGAGGCUGAGGAUAUUAUAACCGAUCUUAGAUUGGAGUUAAGCUGUGUGAGAGAUAAGUUGGAGAAGGUGAAGAACAACCAGGUGCAGCUUUUGAAUAUAAAAAAUUCAAAAGAGGAUCUACAUUCCUACCAAAAUGCAAGCUCUGAUCCCAUCAGAGUCACCCCUCCAAGAUUUGGGAUUAUAUCCAUGUCACUUUCUGAUACGAGGGACACCCUGUUGAGCCAGAGUCCUUUAGACGACAAAUACUGCAACCCAACAACGCAAAAUGAACAAUUGAGCAUCUCUCAUAUAGAUGGAUACUAUACUCAUAACUCUGACAUAGCCUCCAUUAUUAUGAACAGUAAAGAACCUGAGCUCUGUAGAAAUGGUUGCACCCAGAGAAUCCGUGCACUUGACCACAACCUACGAGAUGUAAAAUUUUCUUCUUCAGAAGACGUAGGUCAUCGAUCUUCCCUCAGAAAGAAUGACCUGGUCAUUGGCAAGAGUGCUAAUGAUGAUGGAAAAUGUACAAUAACCUCUUUUAAGGGCAAAAACAUGGGCACCAAGAACUUUCCUGAGGAAGGAGAGCGGAUUCACAUCAAUACCCACACAACAAGAAGAAGAAAGACCCGGUUUGGAAAAGCGAAAUCUACCUCAUGCAGGCCUCGGCCUUUCAAGAAACCUGAUCAAUCAUCUUCUGUCCUUGCUCGCUGCAAAAACAUCAAAUCUGAUGAGUGUUCUAAUACUCAAUGCUCUACAAAGACUGAGAAUGUUGAUAUUGAAAAAAAUUCCAGAAGGUUGGAAGAGCAAUUGCAGCAUAGGAGCAUCUUUUAUGGUGAUAAAAUUGCAAUCAUCCGUAAAAGAAAAAGAAACAGGAAGGUAAAAGUUAGGGAUAUUGUUGCUUUCUCACCACUAUCUCCACAUCAGUUUGCCAAACCUAGUCAACAAUCUUCUGAUCUUACCGGUAGUGGUACCUACUUUAAUUCAUUCCAUGUUGACAAACCUAUUGAAGAUGAGUCAAAGAUGGAUGAAAAUGAGGCUAAGAUAGAGUCAUUAACUCAUCCAGAUUCAGGGUUCACCUUAGUUAAAGAUAAUGCAGAUUCUUUGUCAGGAUCAACAAAUGCUGCAGAAAAGGAUAUUGAAGUAAGAGAUGAACCUAUGUUGAGGAAAGGCGAAUAUGAUGCUAUGGAGAACUCAUUGGUUCCAUCAACAGAGAUAAACCAUGAGACAUUAAAUGUAUCAUUAGUGAAUUCUGACUUGGAAGAUGCCAAAAUAUGUGGAGAAACUAAUGGAUCUUCUAGUAUCACAGAGAAGAAUAGGCCCCUUAAAUACACCUUCCAAAGGAAGCGUAAGAAGGAAUCCUUUAGUGACCCUGAUGAAAACAAGUCUGCUGAGAAGAGCACCGAGAAGAAGAUAAGAGAUGAAAAACAAAUUGGUGGGCAAGAGCCACAAAAAUCUAUUCCAAUAAAUGAAUCAUCAAGGGACAAUCGACGGUUGGCACAAGUUGCUCGUCAGCUCAUUUCUUUGUCUGGGAAAAGAUGGUCGUAAGAUAUCCAACCCUUUUGAGUCAACUCUAUGGGAAAAGACGAGCGUUGGUGUCUAUUAUUCUUCUGUCUUUCUUUCAGGGUAUGUUUGGAUAGAACGAAAUGGAGGGAAAAGAAAAGAAAAUCAUUUUACUUUUGUCUCUUGUUUGAAAAUUUAGUUUUUAAAGUGAGGAUAAGUGAAGAGUUCAAAUUUAAGCCUCCCUUUCCUUUCGAUGCAGCAACAUUUUAGUCAGAGGCUCAGGGCUGCACCUCGUAGGUUGUCAAUUGGCCCUACUUUAUUUUGAAAAAUAAUAUAUUCUGUUAUUUUUAGUAAAAGAUGGUUUUGUAAUAUAAUUCUGGUAAUUUUUAGUUCAUCGUCAUAAAAAAAUUAUAAUUUUAACUC
Carica papaya (papaya) is the source of this 2284-nucleotide messenger RNA. RefSeq lists its product as uncharacterized. The record is from RefSeq and is a predicted model, not a curated record. Lineage: Eukaryota; Viridiplantae; Streptophyta; Magnoliopsida; Brassicales; Caricaceae.